Messenger RNA from Strongyloides ratti, 297 nucleotides. RefSeq names its product Transcription initiation factor TFIID domain and Histone-fold domain-containing protein. The transcript has a single exon. NCBI's taxonomy places the organism in Eukaryota, Metazoa, Nematoda, Chromadorea, Rhabditida, Strongyloididae. The record is from RefSeq and is a predicted model, not a curated record. Gene Ontology annotation, molecular function: protein heterodimerization activity. Bases 1 to 297 code for a protein of 98 amino acids. Gene Ontology annotation, biological process: DNA-templated transcription initiation. Gene Ontology annotation, cellular component: transcription factor TFIID complex.
AUGGAUGAGACAAAAAAAAAUUUUGAAAAACAAGAUUAUAUUGGGUCGGAUAUUAUUAAUUUGGACAAUAUUAAAAAAUAUAUUGCUAUCUUGGAACCAAAUUUAUGUAUAACUAAUGAUAUUUGUGUGCUUUUAAUUGAAUCACUAUCAGAUUACCUUGAUGAUCUUAUUUCAGUAUCUGUAAAAAUGGCAAAACAUAGAAAAGGAUUAUAUGUACAAAAGAAAGAUGUAUUAGAAGCAUUAAAAAGAUAUUCAAAUGUAAUAUUAUUAGAUGAUAUUAAUGACAGUUGGUAUUAA